CGCUCUCCGGGCUGCGCUCCCACUGUCUCCGCGGUAGCCGGAGGUCCCCAAGUUUUUCGGGGCGAGGGUGCUGCCUCCUACCCCACCGGGUCCCCUCCGUCGCUCUCGUCUUCCCUGGCGUUUUGCGUGUUGUCCAAUUUGGGCGAGUUCUAAUGGCGGCUGGGAGCCGCCAAGUCUCCGUGCAGAGCAACUGCUUGGGGCGGAUAUAGGAGAUUUGAGCUGGGCCGCGAGGUGAGCCGCAGGGUCUCUCCGAACCGGUGCCCGGAGUGACCCGGACGACGCUGGGAAGGCCAAUUCAGGAGAAUGUUCAGUUCCCUUGAAGACACCGAGGGACCUUUCGGCCUUCCACCAACCCCGCCCUCUUCUUCUCUUAGAGCAGGCUUGUUCUCCACCUCCUGGUCUGUAAUUUGAAGAACCACAUUUAGCUACAUCUGGUCGUUUAGAUCCGUGAUCCGGAUUCACCUUCAGGCCGGUCUGGUGGGGCUUUGGCAGAAAUUAAGGAAGAAGACAUAACACUUACAGAGGUGAAUUUUUACUCAUGAUCAAUUUCAUUACCACAUAUGCACAAUAUCCUCAUCUUCUGUCUACUUUUAAGACCCUUGCUUCAUCGGUUAUUUAUUUUUCCAGGUUCUCUGGCAUGGAUAAAUGUUCAGUGAGAGGAUUAGACUUAGCUGAACAGACUCCUGUUUUAUUAAAGAGUAAAGCCAUGGCAACCAGCCUCAUGGAUGUUGGAAAUUCAUUUGGUGACCCAAAUAGUUCUUUAGUUAAUAGAUCUAGAAACUCAUCAGUGGAAGAUGAAGAUGAUGAUGAUGACAAUGAUGAUGUUGUAUUUAUUGAAUCUAUACAACCUCCUUCAACUUCUGCUCCAGCAAUAGCUGAUCAAAGAAAUUUUACAUUUGGUUCAUCAAGAAAUGAAAGUCUACAAGGAAAUUAUUCCAUAAUUCUUCCUUCCUCAAGAGAUUCAGUUUCUCAGAAGGGAAAUAUAAGUGAGACAAUUGUUAUUGAUGAUGAAGAGGACAUAGAAACAAAUGGAGGAGAAAAGAAAAAUUCUUCCAAUUAUAUUGAAUGGGGACUUCCUGGAACUAAAAAUAGAACCAAAGAUUUGGAUUUCUCCACUUCCAGUCUUUCAAGAAGUAAGACCAAGACUGCAGUAGGACCUUUUAAUCCUGGUAGAAUGAAUGUGGCAGGAGAUGAAUUUCAGAAUGGAGGAUUUGCAGCUCAUCAUAGUCCUGAAUCUUGGAUCUCCCAGUCAGCAUCAUUUCCCCGGAAUCAGAAACAGCCAGGGGUGGAUUCUUUAUCACCAGUGGCCUCCCUUCCUAAACAGAUUUUCCAGUCUUCAGUGCAACAGCAACUUACUAAACCAGCUAAAAUCACUUGUGCACACUGCAAAAAACCUUUACAGAAGGGACAGACAGCUUAUCAACGAAAAGGAUCAGCUCACCUCUUUUGUUCUACCACCUGCCUUUCUUCCUUCUCUCAUAAGCGCACUCCAAAGAAACGCAAUGUAAUAUGUAAAAAAGAUGCACGUACACAAAAAGCUACUACUGUUCAAGUUGAGUCAAAAGAAUCUUCCCAAGAAUUUUGUCGUACAUCUUUGCCUCCCUGUGAAGACAACCAGAAUCUUAGAAAAAGAGUUAAUAAAUCAAGAUGUAUAAUCUGUAGUAAAUUAACAGAGAUUCGUCAUGAAGUCAGCGUAAAUAAUGUAAUACAUAAGCUGUGCAGUAACCAGUGCUUUAAUAAGUACAGGUUAGCCAAUGGUCUAAUAAUGAAUUGCUGUGAACAGUGUGGAGAGUACUUGCCUGGUAAAAGUGCUGGAAACAGUGUCCUGAUCAUUGAAGGUCAGCGGACAAGAUUUUGUUGCCAAAGUUGUGUUAAUGAAUAUGAACAGAUGAUGGAAAUAAAAUCAAAAAAUUUGUCAGCAUCAGAAAACAGAAAAAGGAAUGCUGUUAGAGAAGAAAAUGAAAGGAAGUUAUAUGGACCAUUGAAUACUCUUUUAGAAAAAAAAGAGAGAAUACCAGAAAAAAAAGAAAAGACUUCAGAGCUACAGGUUUUGGCAGAAUGUAGGACAGAUAUGUCACUGAUCAAACAGGAUGUGAAUUUACCUUCUAUAACCAUAGCUGAUAAAUUUCAAGAGGAACUGGAAGAGAAAAAAUCAGAAGACUCCGUUCUAUCAGUUGUACUUUCUGCAGACCCAGGUACAUGGCCCCGGGCUUUAAAUAUUAAACAACGGGACAUUCUUGUUGAAAAUGAUCCACCUCAAGUAAGAAAUUUUAAUUUUCCAAAAGACAAUACAGGGAGGAAGUUUUCAGAAACUUAUUAUACACGAAUUCUUCCAAAUGGUGAUAAAACCACUAGAUCCUGGUUACUUUAUUCAACUUCAAAAGAUUCUGUGUUUUGUUUGUAUUGCAAACUCUUUGGGGAAGGAAAAAAUCAAUUGAAGAAUGAGAAUGGGUGCAAAGAUUGGCAGCAUUUAUCACAUAUUCUUAGCAAACAUGAGGAAAGUGAAAUGCAUAUCAACAAUAGUGUUAAGUAUUCAAAAUUAAAAUCUGAUUUGAGAAAAAAUAAAACUGUGGAAGCUACAGAACAUGAAUUACAUAAGAAUGAGAAAAAUGAUGGUGUGCUGCUGUUGUACACAUAAUACACCUGAUGUGGUUUUAACAUCAAGGUCAUACAUUUAUUCAGAGAAGAACUAUAUACCAACGGUCUGUACCAUUUGUGUUGUGAAGCUCCUAUAACUUUCAACAGUUUAUUAGCAAUAAGUAGAAAAUAGUAAAGAAUGUUUCUGUUUAAGUUCUAAAGCUCAUUGGAUUCAGUGGUAAUUAAUGCAGAUUUCAAUAAAGGCAAUUGUUACUUUUUCAUUCUGUCGAUUCACCCCUUUUAAAACUGGCAUUUGAGGGCUAACAUUUGACCAGUUUGGUUAAUUUCCUGUUUGAUUACUUUUUAAAAAAGGAGAGAAAGGCUUAAAUUUAUCAGUACUAGUUUGAACAAGAUACUAUGUGAACAUUCUCAUCAUUAUUAUUAAAGUUAAAACAUUCAGAAACAGUUUGAGAGUAGAACAGAAUCUAAAACUGCAGCUUUUUGCUAUUAAACCAAAUACCUGUGAUUUCUUUCUUUUGGGCAAAACACUGUUUUAUUAUGUGGGCAAAAUGGCAUUAUUUGUUACAUUAUAUUAAGGUGAUUACUUUGCAUUUAAUUGGUUUUAAUUUAUAAAUGGUUUAGAUUUUGUCAUGUGAGAAGUAUAAGAAUAAAGAAUGUAUACCUAUUUUUAUGUUAGUACAAAUAUAAGAAAUAUUAAAAAAUAUAUUAAGUUAACCUUUAGGUAUUUUGGCAAUUUUUUUUCCCUCUGAAGACUAUGUGCUCGAAAUUUGAGAAACACAUUAAUGAAAAUUAAGACUCUCCACUUUUUCAAAUGAUCAGUGCUCCCAUUACUAUAUAUUUAGUAAUUCUUCUUUUGUAUCUGAUUUCCAAUACCAACUUUAUCAUAUUAAAUUAUUAUAUAUACUUGUGCUUUAUCUUAAAGGUCUAAAACAAAAUGACAAAUGAACAAUGAGUAGAACGUGGUGUAUCCUUUUUGGUGGGGUGACACUAGGAGUACUUGGAGACUCUGUCACUGAUGCCAGUUCUUAAAACUAUUAUUGACUACUCACAAAAAUCAUUAUUAAUUUAUAACCAUUUUGUUUUUUGAUAACUCAGCCAUUUCAGUCUAUCAUAGUUGUAUCCGAAUGAGGCUUUGGGAUGUUACCAAAAAUCCAGUUUACUUUUCGAGGCCUAAGAGAAUACUCUAGGGAAUAGAACACAGGUUUUGAAGUUCCUUUCCAAAUGUUUAAAGUUGCCAUUAUUUCAUUAAAACUUACAGCUAAUCGAAUGACAUUUAUUAUAUGAUUAUAUUAGAUAGAUGAUGCUUGGUAUUGGUAUCUCAGCAAACUAAUGAAAUCAACCAGUGGCUCCUUAAAAUAAUUUGCUAAAAACAAAUUUAUCCAUUGAGAAAAUAAAAUUAAAUCCUAUCCUUUAAA
Messenger RNA from Suricata suricatta (meerkat), 4013 nucleotides. RefSeq names its product zinc finger MYM-type containing 5 (gene ZMYM5). Gene Ontology annotation, molecular function: zinc ion binding. The record is from RefSeq and is a predicted model, not a curated record. The transcript is spliced from 9 exons. Lineage: Eukaryota; Metazoa; Chordata; Mammalia; Carnivora; Herpestidae. The coding region runs from base 539 to 2638 and encodes 699 amino acids.